Cladophialophora immunda is the source of this 1239-nucleotide messenger RNA. RefSeq lists its product as uncharacterized. The record is from RefSeq and is a predicted model, not a curated record. Bases 1 to 1239 code for a protein of 412 amino acids. Gene Ontology annotation, cellular component: endoplasmic reticulum; plasma membrane; Golgi apparatus. NCBI's taxonomy places the organism in Eukaryota, Fungi, Ascomycota, Eurotiomycetes, Chaetothyriales, Herpotrichiellaceae. The transcript has 6 exons.
AUGACGCGGACAGAACUUCAGCACGCUGAUUCCAUCCACGAGGAGGAUCCUCACAACGAACCUCCGAAGAAACAGAAGAGCAGACGCCCCGCAAACACCGCGUUUCGGCAGCAGAGGCUGAAGGCAUGGCAGCCUAUUCUGACGCCCAAGACUGUCCUUCCCCUCCUCUUCGCCGUCGGCAUCAUCUUUGCCCCUAUCGGCGGUCUCCUUCUAUGGGCGAGCGCAAGUGUGCAAGAACUGAGGAUUGAUUAUACCGACUGUAUUUCAACCGCAGGCAGCGACUUCACCCAGAUCCCCGAAGCCAAAGUCCACUCGUCCUUCAAGACCUCCGAUAACACAGUGAGACCCGAAUGGAAGAGAACAACGAGGAGGACAACCCCGCCUUGGAGCGUUGCGAUCGAUGACACACCUGUUUGUACGCUUCAAUUCUCGAUUCCCAACGACAUUGGUCCUCCAGUUUACCUGUACUAUCGCCUGACGAAUUUCUAUCAAAACCACCGGAGAUAUGUGAAGUCGCUUGAUACCGAUCAAUUGAAGGGGCAGGCUCUCAGCAAUCACACGAUCAGCAACAGCGCCUGCAAUCCGCUCAAAUUGAACCACGAAGGCAAGGCCUAUUACCCAUGCGGACUGAUCGCGAACUCCAUCUUCAAUGACACCCUAAAUUCUCCCAACCUCGUGAAUGCGGCGGGGGAUAAGCCUGCGCAACCGUACGUUAUGACGAACCGGAGCAUUGCUUGGGGCUCCGAUGCAUCACUUUACAAGAAGACGAAGUACACCAACGAGCAAGUGGCUCCGCCUCCCAACUGGAUCAAACGUUAUCCAAACUAUACCGAUGAACACCCUAUCCCAGAUUUGUCGCAAUACGAAGAGUUCCAGGUCUGGAUGAGAACAGCCGGUCUGCCCACGUUCAGCAAAUUGGCCUUGCGCAAUGACAAUGAAACCAUGACCGCCGGCAUCUAUCAGAUGGAGAUAUUUGACUUCUUCCCGGUCACCGUGUAUGACGGCACCAAAAGCAUCUUGAUCUCGACAAGAUCCGUGGUCGGUGGCAAGAAUUCCUUCUUGGGCAUUGCUUACGUCGCGAUUGGCGGGUUGUGCAUCGUUCUCGGUGCACUAUUCACCCUCGCACAUUUGAUCCGACCCAGAAAACUCGGCGACCAUACGUAUCUGUCCUGGAACAACGAUACUCCGGCGACCGGAAUUCUUGCCACUGGUCGCGACAUUCGACCUGGAGGGUCUUGA